GUGAAAAACAGUCAGGUACUCCAGGCUUGUCAGUCACUCACUGUCCCCAGGAGCACCCCACCUGCCCAGUCCCCUCCUCCACCAGCUAGACCUCAGAAGCCCGUCCAGGAGUGGAGACCAGAGCCUGUCAAGGUGGGCCUGCCCAUUCUGAAGCCCUCUUCUGCUGGAUAUCUCCACACAGAGUCAGAGAAGGUCGAAAUUUUCCCAGAAAGUUUGCUUGGAGAGCCAGGGCGCCAUGAAGGCCAGGCUCCAGACUCAGGGAUCUCAGAUUGGAUCUGCCAACCGGUGCCUAACGUGUCUGAGGCUCCCCUCCUGCCACAAGGCCUCAAAGAGGCCACGUGCCAACCUUCGGGGACGAGACCUGAAGAUGUGGAGAGAAGCCAUCAGGCCUCUGAGCUACUGCAGCAAGAGUCACCUCAGAAGGAGGGAUGGGGCAAAGACAGGCUUGAGAGUGAGGAGGAUGUGGAAGACGAUCUUGACUUGGAUGAGUCAUCCCAGGACUCUCCUCCCUCCCAGGCACCCCUGGCCCCUGGUAGGGCUGUCCCUCAGGCUGUCUCCAGGGAAACCACUGGCUUGCCUGGGUUCUCGGUUGAGGGUGCCAUCCCACUUCCUGUUGACUUCUCCAAAGUCUCCACAGAGACUCAGGCCUUGCAGUCAGAAGGGCCUGGCACAGGGCCCAUGGAGGAAGGGCACGAGGCUGCCCCAGAGUUCACAUUCCACGUGGAAAUCAAAGCCAGCGUGCCGAAGGAGCAGGAUUUGGAAGGGGCUACAUUGGUGGGGACCCCUGGAGAGGAGCAACAGGCCCAGGGCCCCUCUGUGGGAAAGGGUGCCAAAGAGGCUAGCCUUCUGGAACCAUCUGAGAAGCAGCCCACACCUGGCCUGCCGGGAAGGCCAGUCAGUCGGGUCCCUCAACUUAAAG
Molecule: messenger RNA, 919 nt
Organism: Cricetulus griseus (Chinese hamster)
Lineage: Eukaryota; Metazoa; Chordata; Mammalia; Rodentia; Cricetidae
Source: RefSeq, a predicted model, not a curated record